Sitodiplosis mosellana (orange wheat blossom midge) is the source of this 692-nucleotide messenger RNA. RefSeq names its product NADH dehydrogenase [ubiquinone] 1 beta subcomplex subunit 3 (gene ND-B12). The coding region runs from base 212 to 559 and encodes 115 amino acids. Lineage: Eukaryota; Metazoa; Arthropoda; Insecta; Diptera; Cecidomyiidae. The record is from RefSeq and is a predicted model, not a curated record. The transcript is spliced from 3 exons. Gene Ontology annotation, cellular component: mitochondrion. Gene Ontology annotation, biological process: electron transport chain.
ACACACACACAUAUGGGCAGCUUACAUUUUCAUAGUGACAUUUUACCAUUAUCCACUAGUAAAAUUUUGCAUUCAGUGACGAUUUUGGUACAGCACAUUUACACGAAAACCUGAAAAUUGCCCAUCAGCAAUUAUCCGAAAAUCAGUCAGACAAGCCAAUUCUAGUGGAAUAGUUUUGUGUCGUGGGAAAAAAUCGAGAGAAGCACACAAAAUGGGUGGACACGGACACGGUCACCAUCACGAACCAUACACAGUUCCAAAACCAGAAACCUACAAUAAUCAAGUGGAAAAGAUUUGGGAACUCAACUAUUUACAAAAUGAAUUAGCUAAACGUGGUCUUAAGGAUCCAUGGAUUAGAAACGAAGUCUGGCGAUACAACUAUAAAGUUUGGGGCAAUCCAAAAUUGCGUUGGUUCAAAUUUUUGUUCGCCGGUUUACCAUUGGGCGCUGCUUGUGCUGCUGCCACUAUCGCUUACGAAGAAUAUACCGGAGUUUAUGCUGAUCAUGGUCACGGUGACCACGGGCAUGGCGACCACGGUCACAGUGGUGGACACCACUAAAUUUGAUCACCAACAUAAGGCGGUUGUAGAUGAAUGUCAGUUAAAAGAACAGAAAAUGAGUUACAUUAUUCGCUAUUGAAUCAAUAUGAUGAACAUGUUUUUAUUUCGAAUAAAGCAUAAAAGCACCACAUCA